AUGGCUCAGCCAAAUGCCGAGCCCGUGGAGGACUACGAUUAUGAAUCGCUCCCACCCAACUUCUCGUUGCUGCAGAACAUGACGGCAGGUGCUUUUGCUGGUAUCGCCGAACACUGCGCAAUGUACCCGAUUGAUGCGAUCAAGACUCGCAUGCAGCUCAUCCACCCCGCCUCCUCGAAUGUCGGGACUGGUGUGAUCCAGGCUACAUACCGGAUGGCAAGCACGGAAGGCGUUCUCAGCUUAUGGCGCGGCAUGUCGAGUGUGGUCGUUGGAGCGGGCCCUGCACACGCCGUAUACUUCGCGACGUACGAGGCUGUUAAGCAUGUGAUGGGCGGAAACCGAGCCGGCGUUCACCACCCGCUGGCCGCGGCGACGAGCGGCGCAUGCGCGACGAUUGCGAGUGAUGCGCUGAUGAACCCGUUUGACGUCAUCAAGCAAAGAAUGCAGAUCCAGAACUCCGCGAAAAUGUACCGCUCUAUGCUCGAUUGCGCCAAAUAUGUAUACAACAAGGAAGGGAUUGCGGCCUUCUACGUCUCCUACCCGACAACCCUUUCGAUGACCGUCCCCUUUACCGCUCUGCAGUUCCUCGCGUACGAAUCCAUUUCCACUUCGAUGAACCCGGCGAAGAAGUACGACCCCGUGACACACUGCCUGGCGGGUGCUGUGGCGGGUGGGUUUGCUGCAGCCCUCACGACACCCAUGGAUGUUAUCAAGACGAUGCUCCAAACACGGGGCAGCGCCACAGACGCCGAGCUUAGAACGGUCAAUGGGUUUGUGGCCGGCUGCAGGCUACUAUAUCAGAGGGAGGGCGUGCGUGGUUUCUUCAAGGGUGUGCGGCCGCGGGUGUUGACCACCAUGCCAAGCACAGCAAUUUGCUGGUCUGCCUACGAGGCGUCAAAGGCCUACUUCAUCCACCAGAACACGAAAGCCAUAUAA
This is a messenger RNA of Dichotomopilus funicola, 936 nucleotides long. Its product is annotated as mitochondrial carrier domain-containing protein. Gene Ontology annotation, molecular function: ferrous iron transmembrane transporter activity. The transcript has 7 exons. The coding region runs from base 1 to 936 and encodes 311 amino acids. Gene Ontology annotation, cellular component: mitochondrial membrane. Lineage: Eukaryota; Fungi; Ascomycota; Sordariomycetes; Sordariales; Chaetomiaceae. The record is from RefSeq and is a predicted model, not a curated record. Gene Ontology annotation, biological process: iron import into the mitochondrion.